Messenger RNA from Paramecium octaurelia, 1909 nucleotides. NCBI's taxonomy places the organism in Eukaryota, Ciliophora, Oligohymenophorea, Peniculida, Parameciidae. The record is from the annotation of a GenBank genome assembly.
AUGAAUUAAUAAUUCUUGGUUGUAGAGGCUAGUCUAAUCAACCUUUUAUUUAAGAAAGCUGAAAUUUUGGGUAGGGGUAAGGAUUUGAUUCAUGGAAUAAGUUCGAUCAUAUAUAGAUUGAUAAAAAAUAACACCAAUAAAUUGUUUGAUUCAUCUGAUAAAUGGGGGAGUCAUGCGCUAUAAAUAUACGAAAAUAUUACUCGGGAAGUUUUCGAGGCUAAAGUACUUCAAUUAUAAAAGGCCAUGACUCUUCAUUUGAAUCCUUAUUCAAGUAGAAUUAUUUUAAUUGCAAAGGAAUAACUAAAUCACACAUAAUUUAAUCUGCAUGUUGUUUACGAACUUCAACACAUGGAUCUAGACUCGAAGAGUAUUAGAGAAUAAAGAGAGGGCCUUAAUCAUAAUGAUGCAAAAGAAUUUUUGAGUUUUUUAUGUCAAAAUUAUGUUUUGGGAGCUUAAUUUACAAAUGAAUUUUUAGAUAUCAGUCCACAAAAUAUCUUUAGAAAUGGAAAAUCUUAUAUUGUUUCUAAUUUCGGAUUCAAUUUUGCUGGAACAAAAUUUCAUAGAAUUUAUUUGCCUACAACUGAUCCAAUCUAUCAGGAGAAAGUGCCAAGCUAAAAAAAUAUUUUGUAUUCGUAUGCCUUUAGGGCAGCCUUAGUGACUUUGUGUCUUAUGACUUAGAUAGAUCCUAUGGAUUUAUUUUAUUAAGAUGGAUAAUUUAAAUAAGAGUUAUUGUAUCUUAUAACAAAAAAGGAUAGAAAAGAGAAAAAGAAAGACAAAAGAUUUAUUGAUUCAAUUGAUAAAUUUUUUAAUGAGAAAUUGAUUCACACAAAAGAACAAGAUUACAAUGAAUAAUUAAGGAAAUGCUUUGGAACAUCUUUUGUAUAUGUAAGAUCUGAUAGAUUUCUUAAAUACAAAUACAAUAAAGAAUUUCUCGAUUAUCUCAGGAAAUUGCUUGAUGUUACAAACAUAUAAUCUAGAGCAAUUUUUCCACUUUUAGUUUCACAACCUGAAAAUAUUUUAGGCGUCAAUAAUUCGUAUGAUGAAAAAUUUUAUUAUCUAAACAACUAUAUGAAUGGCACAUUCGAUAAUAAAGUAUUGGAUGGAUGUGGAAUUGUAUCAUCUGACCAAGAGGAGUUUAGUAAAAAUAAGGGAAGGAUUAUUACUCAAAAAUGUGGAUAGUUUUCGAAGGGAAAAGUUUCUGGGGAGUAUAAUAUAAUCAAAAUACACAAGAAAUACGAAUGCACAUUGUACAAUUUGUAAUGUGGCUUAACAUUUCAUUAUGUCAAUUAGAAAAUGCUGUAUUUGACUGACAAUGUGGUAGCUCCCAUAAAUCCAAUAGGCAAAUCACCAAAGGAAUCAAUUUAUAUUUUCAAUGGUGAAAUAGAAAACGGAAAUUUGAAGAAAGGAUUCUCAUAUUAAUUAGAUAACACAGUAUUCAAAGGAGAGUAUCUAAAUAAUUAACCAUAUUAAGGCAAAAUGAUUUACCCAAACUCAGAUGUCUUUGAAGGGAAAAUGGAUGGCUUUAAUAAAAAGAAUGGAUAGCUUAUAACUAAAGAUUUUAUUUUUGAAGGGGAUUUUCAGAAUGAUUAAUUUUUCUAUGGUUUGAUGGAAUAUAAGGAUGGGGGAAGUUUUUAUGGGUAUUUUAACAAUGGAUUAAGAGGUAAAUCUUCUAUAUGAUUAUAAUAGUUAAAGUUGGAGUCUAUAAUUAUCCCUUUUCCUAAAUUUAAUAUUAAGGAUAGUAUGCUAAUGAUAAAAGACAUGGCAAGGGAUUAUUUAUUGAUAAAUCUUAAGAAAACUGUAUCCAAGAAGUUGUAUACAAAAAUGGGAAGUGUGAAUCCAAGCUUAAUGAACAUUUUUCAACAGUCUUGAAAAAAAUGAGAAGAACGAACUUAAAAACAAUACAAUGAGG